Leptosomus discolor (cuckoo roller) is the source of this 344-nucleotide messenger RNA. It is a transcript of the gene SLIRP, whose product is annotated as SRA stem-loop interacting RNA binding protein. Lineage: Eukaryota; Metazoa; Chordata; Aves; Leptosomiformes; Leptosomidae. Gene Ontology annotation, molecular function: RNA binding. The record is from RefSeq and is a predicted model, not a curated record.
AGGAGGUUCUUCGACAUCUUCGUGGCUGAAGUUCCCUGGACGGUGUCGAGCAAGGAGCUGAAGGAGUACUUCUCUCAGUUCGGGACAGUACAGAGGUGCCAGCUGCCGUUUGACAAAAAUACAGGCUUUCACAGACGUUACUGCUGGAUUAAAUUCUCAACUCCACAAGAUGUUCAGAAUGUGUUUCAGAAGGACUUCCACAUACUUGAAGGUGCCAAGCUUGCUCUCAGACAGCAGCCCCGUAGAAGACGCAGUCAAAGAACGAACCAAAGUGGGUGAACAGUGGAAGGAGGCUUUAUUUCACUGAAUGUAAAGAAACUAAAAUAAAGAUUACUGAUAAACUA